AUGAACCUGACGCUGGACCAUCGAGUGCUGAUCCUUUCAGAGCUUCGUUGGAAGCAAACUCCGGCCUGGACCUUGGCUUUGAUGCUGAAUCAUGUCAUGGUGGUGCAUCUUCACUUUAUGAACCUUCUAGUGAUUUCCUGGAACGAUGCAAUGACAGUGCAGUCUGCGAUCUCAGACCAGUUCAUCAAAGGUGCACGGCUGACAACCCUAACUAUGCCUUGGGAAACUCCGCUGAUGAGACAAAUUUUUGGGGAGGACCCACAAGGCGCACGUUUAUCCAUGCCUUUGGACUGGGGUGACUCAGCUGUGCCGACCGUGGGCUCCACUGGAUCUGGCAUUGAACAUCCGGCCAUCCCCUCAGUGAGCUGUCAGCAGAGUUUUCAAUUCAUUAGACAUACACCUGAUGCGACGUACAUUCAACAGCGUGACAAGACAUUGCAGAGCGCAUUGCAGAAGUGGCGCUUCCUGGUUAUGUUGGAGCCUGAAGCAUCAGAUGUAGGGAAACAACUAGUUGGAAAAGAUGAACAAGAGACUGAACUAGUGUUGCUGUACGGUCGAUGCCGAGUUUCAGAUGUAAACUACAUCCAUGAGAUCCUUCACGAUGUCAGUGGUUCCACUGGGUUCUUGGAGGUGACGACGAGGUACCACAAGUCGGCGUGUACUGCUCAACAGAAAGCACUGUUGAUGCCGAUUUUGGUUGGGAGCGUUGGUGUGACAGCUUUCCCAUGGAUACAGGCAUGGAUCAGCAAUCGCAAGGCAUGUGGCUUGCCAACGUCAGGGAUUGUCGAUGGAGCCCUGAUGCCGGCACCUCUGAUGGGCGACUCAGUCCAAUGGUUGAAACGGCCGUUGGCCCCUGGGGAAAUUUCAGGAAUCUUGAAGAAUUUUCUGAAGAGCUCUGACGAGAACCUCACGAGCCAUAGCCUCAAGGCAACGGCCCUCAGCUGGGCCGCAAAAGCUGAAGUACCACGGGAGCAAAGAAGAGUAUUAGGAAGGCAUGCAGCAGCAGUUCAGGGGUCAGACACUUUUUACAGUCGUGACCUUUGUGUGGGACCGGUGAACUCCUUGCAAAAGGUGGCCCAUGUCGUGAUGCAGCCUUUCACUCCUGCAUACUUGAACAAGUCACAGCCGGCUACACCAUGUGCUGCACCGGCAACACCAGCUGCACGUGGAUUGGGUGCACAACAGACAGACGUGCUGCAUGCCGAUGCCUCAGUUGAAGUCAAGGAAGAGCCAUCUUGGGUCUUACCGAGGAGUGAUGUUGAGAGACGAGUCAUUGAGAUUUCAUCAGACUCGAGUGGUGAGAGUUCUGAAAGCGUCACAUGUUGUGAUACAUCAAGUGUUGCAGACACGGUUGACCUGGAGGAAGAUGACCGUCACGAGCUGCAGGUUGAACCCAGUGACAUGGGACGAAAGGCGCAGACCUUAGCAAUGAAUACCAAGACAAAAAUCAUUCAUGAGUGUCGCAGCAGUAGUGACAUGCAAAUAUGUGAGCAGAGCUAUUUCGAAGAGCUUAUGCUGGGUUCUUUGACGUCCUGUGGGCGUGAGCUGACAAAGACCUAUAAGCUGGUGCUGGGGCCCCAUGACUGGACUGCAAAAUGCAGAAUUUGUUUCAAAGGCAGACGUGCGCCUUAG
Cladocopium goreaui is the source of this 1632-nucleotide messenger RNA. NCBI's taxonomy places the organism in Eukaryota, Dinophyceae, Suessiales, Symbiodiniaceae. The record is from the annotation of a GenBank genome assembly.